Salvia hispanica is the source of this 1597-nucleotide messenger RNA. Its product is annotated as RING/U-box superfamily protein. Gene Ontology annotation, molecular function: ubiquitin protein ligase activity. NCBI's taxonomy places the organism in Eukaryota, Viridiplantae, Streptophyta, Magnoliopsida, Lamiales, Lamiaceae. The record is from RefSeq and is a predicted model, not a curated record.
UUCUAAUUUAUUCUUCUACACAGAAUUCCAUAGAGAAUUUACAUAAAUAACCUCACCUUCUGUCCUCACUCUCACACGCCAAAUUCUUGUUUCUCUCUCUAUCAGACACAGACAUAGAGCUUCAUUUCUAGUACUCUUGAGAAAAAAAAAAUUAGUUUCUUCAAAUUCCAUCAACACCCCACUUGCCCACCUCUCCCCAUUCUUCCUCCACUCCUUCCAUCACACGCAAUUCCAAUUUUCCAUCUCUCUCUCUCAAGAAGCCAUGCCUACAGCGGCGGCGGAAACGGCGGAGCAAAUUCGCCACAGGAAGCCCAGAAAUCCCGACACAGAUCCCAAUUCCAGCCGCCCCAAAACCACCAUAUCCUCAAUCCUCCUCUCCUCCAGCCCCAAUUCCGACGCCGCCUCCAAGAAAAAGAACUUCUCCUCCGCCACAUUCCGCGGCCUCGGCUGCGCCGCCUCGCCGCAGGUCUCAGUCCCCGCGGUCAUAAGGACCUCGGCCAAUUGGGAGGCCAAGAAGCUCAAGAAGAAGAGGCUCAAGACUAAGAAGACCGCCAAUGAUCAGCUUCCCAUUCCCGGAAACCCCACCGCCAUUAAUACGCCGCUGCAAUCCUCAUCGUCUUCGCUCUCGCUCGCGUUGUCUUCUAGCUGCGUGGGCGCACCUGAUGUCUGGUGCGGCGCCGGAAUCGGCCUCAGCACCGACGCUGCCUCCGUCGAUUGCGUCGUUUCGAGGAGGCCCUCGAGAGGGAAGGUUGAUGGUAAUGACAGAAUCAACGCUAUUGCUCCCAGAGAGCGUUCGUACAACGUGAGGAGAAUGGUUACCCCUGAAGACAACCCUUUCCUUGACUCUGAUUCUUCUGUUGGACUAGCUCGUAUUCGUUCUGAUGUUACUGGAUCUAGGCCUCAUCAUCGUCAUGUCAGGCAUGGCUUCCGUGAAGGACUUGGUGAGACUGUAAUGCUCCAAAACAGUCUCUUGAUGGCUGGGAGACCAGACGGGCUCGACCGGUACAGGGACCUCAGACUCGACACAGACAACAUGUCGUACGAGGAGUUACUGGAGCUCGGUGAUAGGAUCGGGUAUGUGAGCACCGGACUGAAAGACGAUGAGAUAGCUCGUUGUUUGGGGACGGCCAAGCUUGCAACUUCGACUGAUUUAUCGUUGCAGUUUGCCUCGGAGAUGGAGAGGAAAUGCAGUAUCUGCCAGGAGGAAUACGAAGCAGAUGACGAGACGGGAAAGCUAUACUGUGGACACUUCUAUCACAUCUACUGCAUAAAGCAGUGGCUCCGGCAGAAGAGUAGCUGCCCGAUUUGCAAAACAUUGGUCGCGUCGCAAACUGAAGAAGAAGCUAAAUAGGUUUGGCCUUUAAAAUCUUGCUGCUGUUGCUGCUUCCGAAUCUCUCUGUAUAGAUUCUGAAAUCUUUGAAAACUGAGGGCAUUCUUUUUUCUUUUUUUCUUCGUUUUUUUCAUGUGGAAAUUUGGUUCCUACAUUUCUAGGAUGCUAAUUUUUUUUUCCUUCCAAUUUUGCUAGUUGGCAAAUUUGGUGUUGAUUGAACUGUAAAAUUCAAAUCACCAUAAUCUAUUCUUUACUUGUUUAUGUACC